Eutrema salsugineum is the source of this 1557-nucleotide messenger RNA. RefSeq lists its product as uncharacterized. NCBI's taxonomy places the organism in Eukaryota, Viridiplantae, Streptophyta, Magnoliopsida, Brassicales, Brassicaceae. The record is from RefSeq and is a predicted model, not a curated record. The coding region runs from base 9 to 1436 and encodes 475 amino acids. The transcript has 5 exons.
CAUCUCCCAUGGAUUUCAAAGAUACUCUUAUCUCCGAUCAAGACCACGACGUCUCACAACAGAAGUACUCUUCGUUUGACCUUGACCUUGUCCGUCUCCGUAGCCAGAUAUUCGAGGCGGUCUAUCGGAAAACCGAUUUGAUUAGAGCUAACCAGGAGCUGUCUCGCGAGAGAGAUGUGCUUAGGCAAAGAAAUCAGGAGCUUGAAGCUCGAUUCUCGGAGCCAGCGAUGGUCAGAGAGGAAACAAAAAGAGAUCUUGAAGUUUCUAGAGAGCGAGUCAGUGAGCUUGAAGAAGAAACAAAGGAAAAAUCCAGAUUACUUUCGGAAGUUACGGAAUCCGUACAAUCUGUACAAGAUCGCUUGUUGAAAUCGAUCGGAUACUUAAACGACGAGGAUGUUCCAGGAAGGGGAAGAGUGGGAAAAAUAGAGUCAGAGGAAUAUAGCUCCAAGUCAGUUUUGGAGUUGGUCAAGGAGGUAGAGAAGAAGGUGGAGACGCUUAUGGAAUCGAUGGAGAAGAAGAAGAUGGAGCUAAGUAGAAGUGUGGAAUUUUUGGAAGAGGAGAACAAAGACAUCAGUGUCUUGUUAAGAGCUGCUUUGUCUGAGAAACAAAUUGCAGAGAAGCAGUUGAAAGAGACGAAUGAGCAGAAGAGAUCGGCGUUGCUACAAAUCGCAGAACGAGGGUUACAGAGAAUAGGGUUUGGUUUUGGGUUUAGGGAAUCAGUACAGGAAAGCUCAGAAACAGGACUUCUCGAGAAGGAAGAAGAUGAAGCUGAGAAUAGUAUGGUUAUAGCAAUAGAGAAAACAAUGAAGAAUCUACGGAAAGAGAUUUCUCAGCUGAAGCUUUCAUUGGAGGAAUCAAGGUUAGAAGAAGCGCGGUUGAAGAAAAUUACAGAGGAACAAGCUCAGAAAAUAGCAGAGAACAUGAUAAAAAUUGACAACCUGAAAAACCGAGAGAGAUCUCUAUCUCAAAACGUGGAAGAGCUAGUGAGUGUCAUAAUAGAAGCUGAAUCAGAAGUAAGUAGAUGGAGAAAAGCUUGUGAGCUAGAAGUAGAAGCAGGGCAACGUGAAGUCCAAGAACGCGAUCAACUCAUAGCGGUUAUAAAGGCAGAGGUUGAGAAGAUGAGAUCAGCAUUGGCUAUAUCAGAAGGGAAACUGAAACUGAAAGAAGAGUUAGCCAAAGCUGCGAUGGUAGCAGAAGAAGCAGCUGAGAGAUCGUUGAGAUUGGCUGAGAGAAGAAUAGCUGAACUACUCAACCGCAUUGAACAUCUCUACCGCCAAUUGGAAGACGCAGAGUCUAUAGAACGCAGACGCAGAAAGUUUAGGUACGUUUGGUGUUGGCCGUUAUGGCGUUUGCCUGCCGCCGCUGCUGUUUAUGUGGCUGCUACCGAUAGUUCUUCAUGUAUAAGCAACAGAGCAUUGUUACGAUAUGGUGCUUGAUCUAGUGUUUAUAAAAUCAAAAUAGUUUCACUUUAAUCUAAUAAAGAUUACAUGUUCUUCAUUUCUUAGGCCCUUAACUUCUGAAACAAUGAAGUGAAACUCUAUUAUUCUUUCUCUGUCG